Pararge aegeria (speckled wood butterfly) is the source of this 2820-nucleotide messenger RNA. RefSeq names its product nicotinamide/nicotinic acid mononucleotide adenylyltransferase 1 (gene Nmnat). NCBI's taxonomy places the organism in Eukaryota, Metazoa, Arthropoda, Insecta, Lepidoptera, Nymphalidae. The transcript is spliced from 7 exons. Gene Ontology annotation, biological process: NAD+ biosynthetic process. The coding region runs from base 142 to 1584 and encodes 480 amino acids. The record is from RefSeq and is a predicted model, not a curated record. Gene Ontology annotation, molecular function: nicotinate-nucleotide adenylyltransferase activity; nicotinamide-nucleotide adenylyltransferase activity.
UUUAGCUUGAAUUUUGCCAAAUUUAUUUUCUGUAGCAGCGAUCAACUUACGGAUCGUAAUUUUGUAAUGUUAACUACUCACUGAAAAUAAAUAAUAUUUCAUGUUUUUUCCUAAAAACAAAUUCUUGAAUAAGUGUUAAAAAUGUCCCAAGGAAAGAUAAUAUUAAUGGCUUGCGGGAGCUUUAGCCCACCAACGUUUAUGCAUUUGCGUAUGUUCGAAAUAGCAAGAGAUUAUAUACAUUCAAUGGGUUUAGGGACUAUUGUUGGUGGCAUCGUAUCUCCAGUACACGAUGCUUAUGGAAAGAAGGAUCUGGUGGUCGCACAUCACAGGAUAGCAAUGCUCAAGUUGGCUUUAAGGUCGUCUGGCUGGAUCAAGGUUUCCGAGUGGGAGACCCAACAGUCUGGUUGGACACGGACCAAACUAUCAUUGCAGUACCAUCAAGAUACUAUAAACAUGCACUUAUCCCAGCUGAACAAGAGCUCGGACGCGCCGUCCUGGCUCCCGGACGACGUGCUCAACGUCAACAGCAUAGAUGAACCGGACGACUUGACUGAGAAGCUAAACGGGAAUUUCGACGAUACCGUCACUGUGAAACUACUGUGCGGCGCUGACCUCUUGGAGUCCUUCGCCACACCCGGCCUGUGGUCGGACGAAGACAUAGCAACAAUAGUGGGUCGCCAUGGCUUAGUGGUGGUGUCCCGUGCAGGAAGCGACCCCGGCCGGUUCAUAUACGAAUCGGACAUGCUCUACAAACAUAGGAAAAACGUGCUUCUAAUGACGAAUUACAUAACGAACGAAGUCAGUUCCACUGUCAUACGGCGGUUGCUGAGGCGCGGUGAGAGCGCCAAGUAUCUGACAGAUGACGGCGUGCUAGCGUACAUAAGACAGAACAGGCUGUAUGGAUCACUGCCUUGUGUCACUGAGUAUAACUUCCUGAACGAGAUGAUAGCGAACUACGACAAGAAAUCACCACAGGACAUCGUCAUGACGUCACCGGAGGAGACCAACUUCAAAAACAUCCUCAUAUCCAUAAGAGACAAACCUUCUAUUAUAGAUGAGACCAUAACCGUGAAACGACCGAAGAAGUCGAACUUCCUACUACCAACUCAUACGGACUCUAUAAGCCCGACUAUGGAUCCGAAACCGAAAAUUGCGUAUCUAGACAAAGUACCGCCUACCUACGUACCGGGAAAAGCUGUCAAAAUUGUCAGUGACGUCACAAAACACGUACUCAAAGACGAACAGGUAAGCAUAUGUGACACCACUCACGGUUCCCUAGACAGUUGCUUGUCUAGGGAUGAAUACGAUUUGUAUAGGCGUAGGGUGAGCGAGGGUAACAUGGAACACAUUGAAAAUAUUAGAGUAAAUAAAAAACGUUGCACCUCGUCGACUAUAAGGAAGUUGAGGCCGGAUGAUAUGAAAAAUAGUAAGUCUGAAGUCAGUAAGUUGUGUGACAAAGUUAAAAGUAUUAAAUUAAAAGACAGCGGCAAGAGUUAUAAGACGCGAAGUUGUAAUGAUAUUGUUAAACUUAUAUUGACUAAACAUGGUAUCCACGUUAUAAGCGAUACUGAGGCUAUGGUCUAGUAUAGCUUAUUAUUAAGUCUUUUUUUUUAAUUCUUUCUCAAUCAAAAUAUUCUCGGUAUUGUAUGUGAGAAGCCUGUUAAAAGAUAAGUUCAAAGAGACAAAGAUGGUGUUUAAUGAUUAUUGAACAAUAUUGAAGAAUAAAGUAUUAAAUAUUUCAGGGUUUGUAUUAUAUUCUAUUUCCGCGUAUUAUUAUUUGGGGGAUAAGUCCUUUGAAGUUCUGGGGUCUUACUAACAUCGCUCAAAGCAGUAUUAAUAUUUAUUUGUUGAAGUUUUGUAACAGAAUUCUAAUCUCUAUUUUUAGGACUUCGAGGUUUGUCAAAUAGACUGUCAAUUUAGAAUAAUACUGUUUUAAUCAGUCGAAUACCGAAUUAUUUCCUUCGAUGACUCUAAAUGUUUUGAUGUUUUUUUGUAUGAUGAAUUUGAAAUAAGAUUGAGUCUGUUAUAAAUGGUGGUCUAACUGUGAUGAGAAAUAUAACAAUUUGACCCUAGUUGCAAAAUGUUCACUGAAGUAAUUUGAUGUAUGUAAUCAGAUCGGAAUUUGAAUAAUUGGGAGUCUAACAUAAUUUGAGACUAGUGUAAGAGAAGUUCUGAAGUAAUCUAAGCUCUGUAAUGGUAAAAGAACUUAAGGUAUUUGGGUCUGAAUUCUAAAUGUUAUAUCCGAUGUAAAGUAAUUUCGAGGUCUGUAUAACAAAGAGGUCUUAAGUAGUUUAAGAUAUGUAAAAUAAUUGCACACAAAAAAUAGUAGGAGUACUUUAGUAUAUAACUCAUAAUUGUUUUCGAUUUUUCCAGUAUUUCUGUAAUUAUUGUCUUCCAUUUUGGUAUUUCGUUAACAGUGGCUGCGCAUGGGAUUUUAAUACUAUACAUGCUUAGUUUUAUAAAGUCACCUCUAUGAAAUCUAUAUGAGACCAGCGUGAGGCCAAAGGUCUGAUUAUGGGGUGGUCCCGUGCCAUGCCACUAUAUAACUUGUUAGUCAGUAGUUUUUAAAAGUAGUACUCAAACAUAUUCAGCCAAAUUAAAGAAUAAGGGAGGAGGCAUACUUUUAACAAGCAACGUAUCGCGUGUAGAGUCAAACGAAAAUUUUAUAUUUUCUGUGAACCACAGUCAAACUGUAAACGCCCGACAUUACUUCGCUACGCUUGUUUGUAGUGUAUUGAGGUUUCGUUAAGUGUGUUUCUGCCUUUAUUGUAAAUAGUAGUUUUUUGUAUAUAUUUUCGAAGGAGUAUCUUAAUAAAUACU